Molecule: messenger RNA, 2681 nt
Organism: Salarias fasciatus (jewelled blenny)
Lineage: Eukaryota; Metazoa; Chordata; Actinopteri; Blenniiformes; Blenniidae
Product: protein Dok-7-like
Exons: 12
Coding region: 38-2083 (681 amino acids)
Biological process (GO): positive regulation of protein tyrosine kinase activity; neuromuscular junction development
Molecular function (GO): protein kinase binding
Source: RefSeq, a predicted model, not a curated record
CCCGGGACCGCGCAGCUGUCAGGAACCAUGACUGAAGAUGACGGAUUCUGUUGUCGUGGAGGGAUACGCCAGACUCCGAGACGGGAAAAAGUGGAAGACUAGGUGGCUCGUGCUGCGGAAGCCCUCGCCUGUCGCAGACUGCCUGGUGCUGCUGGUCUUUCGGGACAAGUCGGAGAAGGCUCAGGGCGGCAGGGAGCGGGCCAGCGUGACCCUGGAGGAGAUCUGCGGCCUGGAGGCCGGGCAGUGGUACGAGGGCGUGGCCUUCACCCUGGCCGUGGUCUGCCUCGGCCACACCGCCCUGCUGGGCUUCGACGGCCGGGACGCCCUGCAGGCCUGGGACGCCCGGCUCCGCUACAGCCUGGGAGAAGUCCACAGGUUCGCGGUCGGGGUCCUGCCGGGGACCAAGUUGGAGAGCGGCCCCGCCACCCUCCACCUGUGCAACAACCUGCUGGCCCUGGCCCGGGACGUCCCGCCCGCCGUGGUGGGCCACUGGAGCCUCCCGGACCUGCGGCGCUAUGGACCCGUCCCCAACGGCUUCGUGUUCGAGGGCGGGACCCGGUGUGGCUACUGGGCCGGCGUGUUCCUGCUGGCGUCGGCCGAGGGCGAGCAGAUCAGCUUUCUGCUGGACUGCGUGGUGCGAGGCCUGUCCCCCAGCCGGGGCCCGUCUGGACUGCGGCCCGUCCUGCCAGACCCCAGCGCCAGCCAGACGGUGUCGGAGGAGAAGCUGAACCACGAGGCCGAGGAGCUGGAGAAGCGUCUGAGCAUGCUCUCCCACGGCAGCAGCUCGGCUUCGUCCUCGUACUGCCCCGGCCCCGGGGGCGACGACCGCAGCAUCUCCGGUUCCUCCGACACUUCGGACACCAGCCAGUCGGACGGCAGCGUCGGCAGCCGGCUGGCCAUUUGGACCGAGCCGGCCUCCAACCCGCCCGAGGGCGCCGGCCUCGCGGGCGGCAAGGCGGCGCCGCAGACGGCGGAGAAGCUCUCCGUCGCGCAGGGGGCGGGAAGCCGCCCCGCCGCCAAGCCGCCCCGGCAGCUCCAGGACAUCGGCCGGCAGAGUUCGUCCGACAGCGGCAUCGCCACCGGCAGCCAUUCCUCGUACUCCGGCAGCUUCUCGUCCUACACCGGCAGCCUGGACACCGCCUCCGGGGAGGACUUCGGCUCCGUCUUCAACCUGCCCCCUCACUCGGGUCACGACCUGAGCCCCUGCUCCUGCCCCGCCGCUCACGGACACGACUACCAGGUGCCGACGUCCCUCCGGUAUCUCUACGACACUCCCAGGAGUCUCCUGCAGGACGACGAAGCCUCCGCCGCCGCCAAACACACUCCUCCUCCUUCAAGUGUCUCGGCAGAGGCCAUCGAAGAGGACAGAGGCAGUACGGCGCCCCCCGAGGGUCACCCUGAGAGACAGUCCAUCGGGAAAUCUUUACGAAACCCUCCAGAGGAGAGUAAGAGGGCCAAGGCGGCGCCCUCUAGUGACUCCUUUCAUGCCUGCAGCUCCGUCACGUCUGUCUCCAAAACCAUAGUGACCGUGUGUUCGGUGUGCGGCGGAUUCAAGGGAACACCGCACACGACCUCCAGCUCCUCGGCGAUCCCGGCCAUCCCCGACAAACGGCUGAACGGCCGAGACGAGAGGCGCAGAGCGGAUCCUGCGUAUGAGAUCAUGGAGAGCCGGGUGCCGGAGAGGACCUCGGAGGCAGAAGACAAGAAGUACGAGCUCAUGGGCAGCUACGGGCAGCAGAGGCUCCUGCUGGAGUCUGAAGGGUCGGUGUUCGUCUUCCCCCCGGAGGCGCCGCUGCUCGACAGGCCGCGAUCCGACUGCGUGACCUACGUGAAUAUUCCCAUCAGCCCCACGUCCAAGAAGCAGCUGAACUACAUGGAGCUGGAGCUGCAGGAGCCGCCGCCGCACGGCGCCGCCAGGGGGACGGCGGCGCACCUGCCGGCCCAGAGGAAGAGCUCCACCAAAUAUGUCCAGAUCGACAUCGCCGCCACGGAGACGGCCCACAAGGUGGGCGCUCAGCACGCGCUGGGCCGGCAGGAGGGCCUGCACACGCUGGAGCUGAGGAGGAAGGCGACGCCGCACUGAGUCGUCCGUCAGCGGAACCCUGAACUCAGGAGGGGGGGGGGGGGAAUUUUCCCAGAAUGUAAACCGCAGAAGAUUCAAACUGUGGGAUUCCUGUCUGAAUACAGAUCGUUUCUUAUUAUUCUUUUUAGUUUUUUUUAAGUUUUGAAGUAUCUCACACCGCGCCAUCUGCUCGCCGUCCUGUAGUCACUCUUCAGAAAAGCCUCGGCACGUGAUCAGGGACGGCAUUUCAGCCUCGCCGCGCUCUGCGAACCCCGCCGUCUCAUUAAAUGGCAUCAUGUCAGCGCCGGGGCCCCCGGGCGAACCGGGACGGAGACGUGCCAGUCCCGAGCUGAGUCACCGGCUGCCGCUGAAGCCCGGAGCGGCGGCAUUUCACAGCUCGCCACGGCAACAGCUGUCUCGGAAAAGCCAUAUAUCGGAGAACACAUUGAGACUUUGUGCUUUCGUCAGUUUGGGUGUUGGUUAUUCACUUACUGAGAGCAUCAGUCAUGCUUUCAGGCCCCGUUUCCAUGACAACGCACUGUUUUUAGUGUUUUCAUUUAGUGUCCGUCUACACGGAAACAGCAGAAACGCUGAUGAUGAUGUGGUUUUCAUGUUGGGC